Messenger RNA from Tachysurus vachellii, 3704 nucleotides. RefSeq names its product claudin-20. The transcript is spliced from 3 exons. Gene Ontology annotation, biological process: cell adhesion; bicellular tight junction assembly. Gene Ontology annotation, molecular function: structural molecule activity. Lineage: Eukaryota; Metazoa; Chordata; Actinopteri; Siluriformes; Bagridae. Gene Ontology annotation, cellular component: plasma membrane; bicellular tight junction. The record is from RefSeq and is a predicted model, not a curated record. Bases 510 to 1319 code for a protein of 269 amino acids.
GGGCGCUCUGAACACUGAUGAGUGUGUGAGGAAAAAGGGGGAAUAAAGAUCAACUCUGUGCUCUUUUCUCGUACUUGGUAUUCACACAUGGACACACACUCACACACACACACAUCUCAGCAUGCUGGAACCUGGAGUUUCAAGUCACUGAUUUUUUUAGCCUCAUUCUCUCAACACUCCUUGGACACAAAUCUUUCUGACUUCACACGUGGUUGGAUGUGUAAGACCUCACACACACCUCACUGAUGAACAGAUUGUCAGGACACCUCUUGGGUCUUGCUGUGGAAACUGGGGUUAUGAGUCCAGGUUAAAUCUUCCCGUGGUCCCGUGAUGCAUCUGUACCGCACUACGAACCCCAUUAAGAAACCCGCUGGAGCCCGUGCUGAGGAAAUUAUCUGGCCUGAACAGUGGUGAUAGGGAGACGCAGCGCGAGGACGGGGGCCGCCGCCGCCGCCGCAAGGUGAAAGGAAAAUAGACAGAAAAAAAAGGAGAAGGACGCCAAUGAAAUCAUGCCCUCGUCCACCAUGCAGAUCUUCGCCUUCAUCUUGGCGCUGCUUGGGGUUCUGGGUGCCACUAUGGCCACGUUGCUGCCCAACUGGAAAGUUAGUGUCGCCAUGGGCUCAAACAUCAUGACCGCAAUCUCACAGAUGCAGGGCCUGUGGAUGGACUGCACCUGGUACAGCACGGGUAUCUUCAGCUGCACGCUUAAGUACUCCGUACUGGCGCUGCCUGCUUACCUUCAGACCGCCCGCACCACCAUGGUCCUCUCCUGCCUGCUGGCAACUCUCGGGCUCUGGCUGGCUGCCCUGGGGCUUAAAUGUACUCACUGGGGUGGUAGUCAAAGCUCCAAGGUACAAACUGCAAUUGCUGCCGGAACAUGCUUCGUCCUUGCAGGCUUCCUGUGCCUCGUCCCAGCAUCCUGGUUCACCAAUGAGGUCAUCACCAGCUUUAUGGAUUCUAAAGUACCUCAGAGUGGAAAGUACGAGCCGGGGGGUGCCGUUUAUGUGGCAUUUGUGUCGGCUGGGUUUUUCUUAGCCGGAGGUGUAAUUUUUUGUCUUUCAUGUCCCAGAAAACGGGACAGGGCCACAAAUUGCGGGGUAUCCAACCCUGACAAGUUAAUAAGGCAGGAGCAGCAGAAAAAGGAGCAGAGAGAACAACAGAGCCAGACGGAGCCACCGGAGCCAGAGCUGGAGCACAAAGAGAAAGCAGUACAGGAGAAACUCCAGCUGGAACAGCAGCAGCAGCAGCGGUACUACUCCCCAUCUCGCAAGGGACCUCAGGACACCAAGGCCCUCUACAGCCUGCAGGACUAUGUCUAAAAAAUCUGAACAGUCUCAGGGAACGAGUCUCAGUUUGUACACGCGGCUGUCAGAAGCGAUGAAAGGAGGAAAGAGGGAGGAGUGAUGACGCCAGUGAUGCUUUUCUCCCCCUUUCGUCCGUUUUUUUAUGUACUGUGACCGUUAUUGUAAGUGGAGAUGUUUCUAGAACCAUAGCCGGAACUGUAAAUCCUCAGGUGAAACACGCACUGAUUCAAGGAACAUUAAAUAUGCGGGCAUGAAAAAGUUCUGACUGUGUUUGUGUUGUUAGAGAUAACGCUGCUACAUGCCAAAGCUUUAAAAUUUGAAGUCUGCAUGUGACUGACGGCUGAAAUCAUUUCAUUACACGAGAUGAAAGCGGCUCUUUGGAAAUAAGCUCUUUAUUCAAAUGAGGCAUUAUUGCUGUUUAUAGCUUGAUCUCAUUGCAGAAUGCUUGGCAGAUAUGAGAAAACACAUCACCCAAAAACAUUGACUUACACCAUUUCGACAUGAUGAGUAUGGCACAAUACGAAGUCUAAACCCCAGCGUAGAAACAGCACAAUGUCUUGUCUUUAUUUUCCAAAGUGUCUGGUGGAGGUGAAACAUAUUGAAGCACACAUCAUUUGAGGUAAUGAUGCUCUUUGCUUUCCCAUUAGCUUCGCUCCGGAUGGGUGCACGCUGCUCAUUUAUUGCAUGUAAUCCAGCUCUCCUCCUCCUCUUCCUCCUCCUCCAAACACACACACAUACACACUCUCUUGCUGCAGGGGUAAUGGGGUCUUGCACCCAAUCAUUUUUACCAUGUGUGGCUGCCUGUCAUUGGUGCAGUAAAUGCAGCAGGGGCUGUUCUGAGGGACGCUGACAUGGCUGCAGCCUGUUCUGUCCCUCAUGGAUUUUUGUGAAAAGAUUCCCUUCAGCCAUGUCUGAACCAUUUAAUAGGUUUGGCAAAACAUUCCUCGCUAUAGGUCAUGGUUUACAGAAAGAAAGGUUGUUUUUUUUGACAAGAAUCUAAAAAAGGACUCAAAGAGUUUCACCUACAGACUUGGUUUAUUAUGUUUAGAGACUUUUGUUGUCGACAUGUUUAGUGUAUGAUGUUUGUUUCUUUGGAGGUUAAGGUAGCUAUCUAAGUAAAGGCAGUUCUAUAAACUCGCAUCAUUUUUUAAAAUAAAUCUCAUCCAGUUCUUCAGUGAUGUUACUCAGAUUUGCUAUCAUUUAUAAGCAUGAAACGUGUAAGUGAACGCUGGAACGACAUGUGGCGGCCAUCUUGAAAAAAUUACUUUAUUCCUAAAAAGUGAUGCAAAUGUUAGUCAUUCCACCUUAAACUUAACCCUUGUGUUAUGUUUUCUCUUUGGUCCCUUUGCUGCUGUUUGGGUCAAAUUGACCUGGGGCAAGUUCUAAUUUGGUUAACAAAAUACACUAUAGUAAAGACCUCGUGGUGUAAAUCUAGAGACUAAAUUGUUUCAUUUUGAACUGAUUUAUCAAAUGAUGAAUGACAAUAAAAUCAAGAGAAAAAAAAAGAUUAUCUGUAAAUGCGAAUGAUUUACAACAAAUGCAAAACACUUUAUAAAAAUAUAAAACAGGUCAGUUUGAGCCGAACACCACACAGAGGUUAAAGUAGUGGCUAUGGAUUUUCCUUGCUAUCAAAUAAUUAUUUUUAAAUAAGAGAAUAUGUAGAUUUAUGAUUGUUGUUUGAAAAUAUUUGAUUAUAUGAAGAUGCAGUAUUACAGAAGGUAUUUAGGAUACAAUCAGACUUUCAUUCAUUGUUUCAGCAACCUUAGCCUCGUAGCUCCAGUAAAACGAUGAAGCAGCACCAAGAAUGUCUCGUCUGCUCGAUUUCAUUAGAUUUACAUUUACAUUCAUGGUAUUUGGCAGACACGUUCAUUACCCUGAGAGAUAGUGCUAGUAAAUUUCAUUAGAUUUCUAGUGAGCAGGAAACCAUAUAAAUAAGAUUAUGGCCAAAAUAAUGAUCUAUUAGCCAUGUUUAAAUCUGUAAGUUCUUCAUGAAACACUCUCAUCUCAUUGAAAUAACAACUUCACAUACUGGACCAUUGGCCAAUGCAGUGAUUUUUAUCUUUAUUUUUAUUAUAUACCACAGUGCUAAUGAGUUCUCAACUCUGGUUUUAACCUUUAAACAAAGAGUUUCCAAAGAGUGGGGCGUUUUGACAGAAAAGACACUAUAAAAGCAGGGAAAUCUUUACUCAGUGAGGAGAAUCUUGCUCAACUUGAAAUAACUCUAAAUUGUGUCCUUUGUCCUCUCACUUCACUCUGCAUGUGGGCACAGAAUAAAAUGAUGCCUAACGGCAAACAUAGCGUGCUCAUCAUAAAUUAGGUCCUCCAGGCAGAUAGUUUAAUAGCAAUGUUUUUUUAAGGUUUUUUGUCCUUUGCGCAUUUUUGUCAAUUUAUGGCACAGAU